UUCUUUGUCAAAUAUGGCAAAUCUUAUUUCUGGCUUUUGCCACAAUUAAACAACCCGAAUAUUUGUGACAGAACAGUCAUUUUAUAAACAGUAACAACAAUUUUUUUUAAGUAAAUCUUAGGACCCAGCAUAAAAUGGCUGAGAAAAAGGCACAAAAUCAGACCAUGCCCAGAGCACUUCCUAAGGAAAAUUCAAUUCCAAUUCGAGCUCCCAACAUAUCGAGCUCAACCAGUGUCAAGUUGCGAAAAUCAUCCAACAUAUUUUCGACUCUAGUCCGAAAAGCUCGAAGAAAGAAGACUGGAAACAAGAAUAGUCAGGAUGGAGUAAAAAACUUGCUUAUGUCCUCUCAAAAUGAAAGCGGCUCCAGUACUCUAUCAGCACAUAUUGAAGAAGAGGUGGAAAUGAAUUGCCAAAAUUUCGAAAAAAAAUGCAGCCAAAAUCAAGAAAUAUUCUGGGAAGGUCGCGCCAUAUGCAGUGAAACCAACACUUCAAAUCACUCUGGCUCAUCUAACAGAACGCAGAGAAAUAUUAUUAAUUUACGAACCACACAGUCGUACAGCGGAUUUAAAGCUGCCAACUUCCAGAAAGUGCAAAAUGAAAGCAAACAAAUCAGUGAGGAAAAGCCAACUGAAGACGAUUAUUUUAUAGAAACUUCGCCGGAAGACACAGUUAUAACUUCAUAUCAAAGCUUUGUAAAAACCCCUCUUGACAUCACACAUGCUGAAGCUCUGCAGUAUCUGCAAGAGGUAAUCAACAGUUUUCAUGAAAGCGAAAACCAUAUCAUGCAAUUGCUUGCGAAAUACAUAUCGGAUCCGAUUACUCAACAGGAAAUGAAAACUGCAAUUUGCAAUCAUUCAAAAUUGCAAUGGGAAGCCGAGAGAAGGUCAGCUUCUCUUGCAAACGACAUAUGGAUUCAACAACUGGAAAUCGGGAGAGCUCAAGAAAAUAUUAUUCAGGGAACACUCCAGUCGCUGGUGAAUCAAAACAGGCAACUGCAAAUCGAAAAUGAGAGUAUCUACAGAAAAUAUGAGAAAAGCAAAAAAUGUUCCGAUCAGAAAAACCGAUUCCAAGAAUGUGAUUCACAAGUGGACGCAGUUUUACGGCACAAUGAAAAAUUGGAAGCAAAACUGAAGUCCUCGUUUAAAAAAAUUGAGAGUUUGGAAGGUGAACUGAUCACUAUACAGAAACAAAAUAGUUCUAUGGAAGACCAGUUAAGAGAGUCGGCAGGAAAAAUACGAAAUAUGAAAGCUUUGCUUCAUGGAAUGAAAACCGACCACAACAUAGAGCAAGUGGCACUUAAUUUCAAACUGGAAACUCAAGAGCGAUUAUUACAGGCAGCUUUUGAUCUGGGAAGUUUAGCUUUAGAUGAUAUUGACCAUUUAAAGGCGCAAAUAGACAAUUUUCCUUUUGAUUUCAAGUGGCCGCAACUAACGGUGAGAAAUGACUCUUUAACAGAUUUAAUUCAUCUUUGCCGAUCAUGCAUUCAUGAGCUUUCUAACGAACUGUUCAACCUGUAUAGCGAAGCAGCCUUGAAAGACAAAGACAUUGCAACUCUGCGUGAAACUAAUGCAAACUUACAGCAAACCACAAAAAUCUAUUUAGCAGAACUAGAAACAAUGGCAAAAGAAGUCGAAGAAAGCAAGUCACUGAAAAAUGAAAAAUAUCUACUUGAACAAAAGUCUCAUAUGUUAGAGAGUUCGCUUAAAUUAUCCACCGAGAAAGUUGACCAAUUUCAAACUGAGUAUGAAGCUGAAAAGACACAACUAUUAAAAUCCCUAAAGGAUCAAGAAAAAUACAUAGAAGAGUUGGAAGCUAAAGAUAAAAUGAUUGAAGAAACGAAGGUAUUUUUAUCAAAUAUAACGACGGAAAACGUGUCUCUUCAAAAUGAAAUUGCAACACUGAACAGAAUUAUUAAAGAAUCAGGAGCUGGUGAUGUUGUAAAAGAAAUUGAGCAUAAGCAUGAGGAAAUUCAGUAUUUUAAGAUGGAAUUGGAAAGAGUUCGAAAUGAAAAUAUUCAGCUAAAAUCUCAUUCAGACACUACACAGCAUGCAAAUGCUGUUCUAGCGAGCAAUCAAGAAUUAGCCCAAAAAGCUCUUCAAAGACAAAUCAAUGACUUGGAGAAACUAAAUGAAGACAACCAGAAUUUAAAACAAACACUAGAAAAUAAACAUCAAACUGUGAUAUCUCUGAAGAAUGAAAGAGUGAAAUAUCUCGAAGAAAAGGGUGUGUUAAAGUCCAUCAUUCAACGCCUGAAAAAUGAAUUAUCAAAAAUAAACCAAUUAGAAGACAAUCUCACCACAGUUUCCAGGGAAGCUAGCAAAAUUAGCCUUAUCGCGAACUACAAUAAGCAACAAAGUAACAAAUUCAAGCAGGAAAUCAUUGAAAGGGACAACAUAAUCAUUCAAAUGCAGACUAGCUUGCAAAAACUUCAUGAAAUUCAGCUGGAAAACUCUAAGGAAAAACUAACACUUUGCCAUCAACUGAAUGAAGCCUCCCAACUAAAACAAAGACUAAGUAAUGUGUUGGAGUCUGAAGUAAAAAAGAAUGCCGAAUUGGGCCAGUCCAAGGAAGCUAUUGUUAAAUCUGUUAGUUCUCAAUUCCAGCGAAUUGAGGACAAGCACCGCAAUGAAAGAACAGCAAUCAGAAUUCUUUUACGCGACAUAAAAACGGUCACACAAGACAAAGAAACUGCAAUCCAACAACAGCAACAACUUCAAGUAGACGUCCAACAAUUAAAAGCCAAGUUAUCUGAACAAGAAGAAGCUUUCCAGAUCGCAUCCAAAGAAUUGUCUAUUAAAAACGGUGAAAUCAAAGAGCUAAGGAGUGAAAUGGAUCGCUAUGAAAAGCUACACAAAGACUCUAACGAGAAAUUUGAAAAUGAGGCAUCAAAGUACGAACUGAAUGUAAAGCAGUUAAAGAAACUGAUAGAGCAGCUAAGGAGUGAUAAGAAGGAUUUGGAAAAAAGUAUCGAAUAUUUGAAAAACAACGUGGAAAAACUUUAUAAGGAUUUAAACGAAUCAAGACAAUCUGAAAAGACGACACUGGACGCUUUGCGUAAAGCCAGAGAGGAAGACGAACAUACGAAAGAGCUUCUGAAUGGAAAAAUAUUAGAGUCAACAAAAAUAAUUCUUGAAAAAGACAAACUUUCUGAAGAAAAAUCCAAAUUACUCAAUGAAAAUGACACUUUAACUAAAGAAACUGAAUAUCUGAAUGCGAUGAUGGACAACGUUGUGAACGAUUUUGAAAAAAGCCUUAGAACAGCCGAGGACAAAGAAAAACUGUUCAAGGAGGAAUUGAAGGAAUCUCAACAGAUCAUACAUCACCACAGCAUAGAAAUUGUGGAGUUGAAACAAAGUGUGGAGCUAAAGACGGAAAGAAUUGAAGAACUUGAAGACCUUCUCAAAAUGGAGCACAUUCAAGAAAACCGAUUCAAUAGAUUGAAAGAGGAGAUGGAGCAACUGGAGAAGGACUCUGAAGAGCUGAGGGAAGUUAAAACGAAUCUGGAAAAGCAAUUGUUUGAGUUGCAAGAUGAUCACAGUCAAAUGAAGAAUCACAUAACUAGCUUAGAAAAUGAAUCAGAUGUCUUAGAGUCCCAGCUAAAAAUAGUGCUGGAUCAAAAGGAAGAGGAUUACGUAUUUUACAAGAAACAUAUUGCGGAAAUAUCAAAGACUCGGGACGAACUUGAAGAACAAAGCAAAAAAGAAAUAUCGAUGUUGCGUAUGGAGUUGCAAGAUCUAAACAACCGACUUGUGAAUGAAAAAACUGCAUAUGAGACGCUUUCACAAAUCCACAAAGAUAUUUCGGGAAAAUUUAUGAGAAGCAUUAAAGACCUGGUUGAGGCAAAGAAUUCCAAGUGUGAUAUGCAGGAUAAGAUGCACAAAAACCAAAAAUAUCUAGACAAUGUUGAAAAUGAUCAGAAGCAAUUUCUGAAACAAAUUAAAGACCUCACAGAAAAACUUGAAUUCUCCCAGACACACACUAAAAAAAUCGAGGAUGAAAAACGUAUUCUAGAAAGCAAUUAUAACAUGACAAUUGAACAGUGUCGAAGGCUGGAAGAACAGGUAAAUGACAUUAAAAAGGACCACCAAACAGAGCAUAUUCAGUACAAUUCGGACAAACAUAAAGAGGACAACACCUCACAGGAGGAAAUGGAAGAAAUGAAAUCCGAAAUUGAAAGAAAAAUUGCCACUAUUCAUCGGCUUAAAAUGGAAGUUUUAGAGCUACAAAAAGAAAUCACGCUCUUGCAGCUGCAAAAGUCCGAAAUAAUGUUGCAACUUCACGAAACCGAAAUAAGAUUGGAGACUGAAAAAAACUUGGGUGAUCAGUUAAAAAAUACACAAAAACUUCUUUUGGUUGCGGUCUUGCAACUAAAAGAUGAGGGCAAAAUAGAUUCAUCAGAUUGCAUUCACCUGUUGCAUAUGGUCAGCAGCUCUAGCCCCAUAAAUUUAGAUAUGAAAACUGAAAAUUAAUCAUAUGCAUUUUCUGUCACCCGGCCAGAUCCAGAAAUACGAAMGUAUCCUAGACAAAAUUGAACAUGAACAAGAACAAUUCAAACAGUUAACUCAAGAAAUUGAAAGAGUCAAAAAUGAAUUAAUAAUCCAUAAACUAUCCAAAUUAGAACCAUCUCAACAAGUUGGCUAUAUUAACGUUAAAGUAUUCAGCGACAUUGUGGAGCUUUUUCAUUUGUAUGAUGAUCAAAUAAAAGAACCUGCGUCUA
Molecule: messenger RNA, 4717 nt
Organism: Dendroctonus ponderosae (mountain pine beetle)
Lineage: Eukaryota; Metazoa; Arthropoda; Insecta; Coleoptera; Curculionidae
Product: golgin subfamily A member 4-like
Exons: 26
Coding region: 135-4469 (1444 amino acids)
Source: RefSeq, a predicted model, not a curated record